CUCACUCACUCUCGUUAGCUAGUAGCUAGAGGGAGCAUCAGCAUCAGCAUCAGCACUGAGUAGCAGCAGCAGUAGCAAUGAGUUCUGGUUCAGUCACCAAAGCACCACCACCCUCUUCUUCUUCAUCACCCAACUCUUCCUCUGAGUCCCUUGAUGGCUUGAAGUUUGGCCAGAAAAUCUACUUUGAGGAUGUGAGUGUUGCAGCAACAACAACAACUCAAGGGGCCUACAAAACAAGUCGUGUGGUUUCUUCCCCUUCUUCUGCUUCAAAGAAGGGAAGGGGUGGUUCUUUGCAAGCUCCUAGGUGUCAGGUUGAGGGCUGCAAAGUAGAUCUGAGUGGUGCUAAGGCUUACUAUUCUAGGCACAAAGUUUGUACCAUGCACUCCAAGUUCCCUACUGUUAUUGUUGCUGGUUUGGAGCAAAGGUUUUGCCAACAGUGUAGCAGGUUUCAUCUGCUUUCUGAAUUUGAUGAAGGAAAACGAAGCUGCCGCAGGCGACUUGCUGGUCAUAAUGAGCGCCGACGAAAGCCCCCGCCAAGCUCCACACUAGCCUCUCACUAUGGCAGACUCUCUGCGCCUAUUUUUGAUAACAGUGGCCGAGCCGGUGGCUUUCUGAUGGAAUUUGCUUCAUACCCAAAGGUUACAUUGCGAAAUACACUGCCAACACAAAGAUCAGCCGAGCCGGCUCUCGGUAACCAUGCUGCAACACUUACCUGGCAAGGAAGCUCAGACACACCAUCUGAAUUUUUCCUGCAAGAAUCAGGGAGUGGUGGAACAAGCUUCCUUGGUUCCAAACAUCCCUUACUGGAAAGUUACACUGGAGUGACUGACUCAAAUUGUGCUCUCUCUCUUCUGUCAAGACAAACCUGGGGUUCCAGAAACACAGCCCCAGCAACAAGUGUUGAGCUGAACAACAACUUGUUGAAUUUCAAUGGGACAUCCAUGACACAAUUUUCCGCGGCUUCUUCACAAGCUGCAGCCAUCCAUCAACUUCCAAAUGCCACCUCAUGGUUGUACCUAAAGGGAGUUGGUUCUGGUGAUUGUUCGCCUGAGGGUGUCCCCGAUCUUGGUCUAGGUCAAAUUUCGCCGCCUCUUGAUAGCCAUCUUCAUGGUGAGCUUAAUGUGUCACAGCAGGGCAGGAGGCAUUACAUGGAUCUAGGGGAAUCCAGGGCAUGUGAGUCUUCUCACUGGUCUCUUUGACGCACUUCUAUGCUAUCUGUUACUAUUUGAUCAGUUACCAGACUGGCACUAACUACUAGCAUUUUGGUUUCUUUGAACUUAGAAGCAAGGUGGGUAUAUCCUUCUUUUGGUUGUGGAACUUUGAAAAUUGAAACAUCCUUAUUUUGGUUUGUUUGAACAUAUCAGCAAGGUAGGUAGCCUUGUUUUUUUUUUUUUUUUUUUUUUUUUUUUUUUUUUUUUUGUGGUACCUUUCAGACAUUAUUAGUUUGGUAUUGGAACUUAGAAGCAAGAUGGGGUUGUCCUGUUUUAUUUUGUGGAAAUUUCAGACGUGUAAAUCAUUUUAUUGUGGGUAUGAUCGAUGUUUUCUAGCAUA
Molecule: messenger RNA, 1551 nt
Organism: Glycine soja
Lineage: Eukaryota; Viridiplantae; Streptophyta; Magnoliopsida; Fabales; Fabaceae
Product: squamosa promoter-binding-like protein 9
Exons: 3
Coding region: 78-1199 (373 amino acids)
Cellular component (GO): nucleus
Molecular function (GO): DNA binding
Source: RefSeq, a predicted model, not a curated record